Molecule: messenger RNA, 738 nt
Organism: Aspergillus tanneri
Lineage: Eukaryota; Fungi; Ascomycota; Eurotiomycetes; Eurotiales; Aspergillaceae
Gene: atp4
Product: F1F0 ATP synthase subunit 4
Exons: 4
Coding region: 1-738 (245 amino acids)
Biological process (GO): proton motive force-driven ATP synthesis
Molecular function (GO): proton transmembrane transporter activity
Source: RefSeq, a predicted model, not a curated record
AUGGCUUCUCGUCUGGCUAAGAGCGCCAUUGGUGCUGCCCGGCUCCGGCCGACCCUUCCCACCCGCAGUGUCGCUCCCAUCGCUGCCAGCCUGUCCGCAUCUCGUUCGGUGUCCGGCGUCCCCUCCGAGGAUCCCAAGAAGAAGGCACAGUCGAUUGUCGAUGCUCUCCCUGGAAACUCCCUAGUCUCUAAGACCGCCGUCCUCUCCGCCGCCGCCGGUCUCUCCAUUGCCGCCAUCAGCAAUGAGCUCUAUGUCAUGAACGAGGAGACCGUUGCUGCUUUCUGUCUUCUCAGCGUUUUCACCGCCGUGGCCAAGUACGGUGGCCCUGCAUACCGGGAAUGGGCUGAGGGUCAGGUUCAGAAGCACAAGGACAUCUUGAACGCUGCCCGUGACGACCACACCAACGCUGUCCAGCAGCGUAUGAGCAACGUCAAGGAGCUCUCUGGUGUUGUUGACAUCACCAAGCAGCUCUUUGCUGUUUCCAAGGAAACCGCCCAGCUUGAGGCCCAGGCCUACGAGCUCGAGCAGCGUACUGCUCUGGCUGCCGAGGCCAAGCAGGUCCUUGACUCCUGGGUGCGCUACGAGGGCCAGGUCAAGCAGCGCCAGCAGCGUGAGCUUGCCGAGUCCGUUAUUGGCAAGAUCCAGAAGGAGCUCGAGAACCCUAAGGUUCUCCAGCAGAUCCUUCAGCAGAGCAUUGCCGAUGUUGAGCGGAUCAUGUCUUCUUCCAAGGCCCAGUAG